Molecule: messenger RNA, 435 nt
Organism: Candidozyma auris
Lineage: Eukaryota; Fungi; Ascomycota; Pichiomycetes; Serinales; Metschnikowiaceae
Exons: 1
Coding region: 1-435 (144 amino acids)
Cellular component (GO): mitochondrion
Source: RefSeq, a predicted model, not a curated record
AUGCCCGAAUCGCCUGACUUGUAUAAAACCGCAGUUGGAUAUGCCAACGCCGCGUCUACGUCUCCUAUCCCUGCGUGGGCACUUUCAGGGUCACUUUUCUACCGUGCCUUGACCCUUCAGAAACCGGUGGACUCAAAGCUCGGCUCCGGCGGAUCCUUCGACUUUAGCAAAGCUGUGGCAGCAUCCAAGCCAAAUCGAAGCUCUUGCUUCCUCUUUGGCGGUGCAAGUGCCUUGGGUGGCUACAUCAUUUAUGAUGGUGAUGUUCCAAACGGUGCUGGCUUCUCCUUCGCGUGGUCAGCGUUGUAUCUAAUUGUUAACGGGCGCCCGGCCCUCAAGAGUCUAAUUCGUGGUCACGUCACUCCCUUAUCAUUGGCUGUUUUGGCAUUGGGUAAUGCUGGUCUUUACGGGAAGGAAUUUGUGUGGCCCUCUGAGUAA